Hymenoscyphus albidus is the source of this 2221-nucleotide messenger RNA. The record is from the annotation of a GenBank genome assembly. NCBI's taxonomy places the organism in Eukaryota, Fungi, Ascomycota, Leotiomycetes, Helotiales, Helotiaceae.
AUGAACGCUGCCAGUGAUCUCGAUACUGUCGACAUUGGCAAGGCCCAAGUCGCCAAGGAUACUACCACCAUCAGCUCUCCAAGUCCCAGUUUCUCAGAUGAUGAGAAUGACCGCCCUACUGAGGAGGAGUUGGCCACUCUUCGCAGAGUGUCAGGUCAGAUUCCUUGGGCUGCCUACACGAUUGCCUUUGUAGAAUUGUGCGAGCGAUUUUCAUACUAUGGUACAACCGCAGUUUGUAAGUUUUUUGGCUAUGUUGUUAGAAGAGCCGUAAAUUUAACAUACUACAGUUGUCAAUUUUAUUCAGCGCGACAUGCCAGCGGGUUCAAAUACGGGGGCUGGAUUUUCAGGUCAAUCUGGAGCACUUGGUAUGGGACAACGUGCAUCUACUGGUAAGUGAAAAUAAGCGAAGAUCCUUCCUCUCUCCCAACUAACUUCUCUCUCUUUCUUAGGUCUGACGACGUUCAAUGCCUUCUGGAACUAUUGUGUAAGUUUCGCCUUUAUUUCUGUUUUUUUAUUCUUUUAGCCCUCACCCCCACCCUCUUCCAAACCCCCCAACUAACAUUUCCAGAUGCCAUUGUUAGGUGCCUAUGUUGCAGAUACAUACUGGGGUAGAUUCAAAACAAUUCAGGUGGCUUGCGCUGUGGCUAUUUUUGGUCACAUCAUUCUCAUCAUUUCAGCAAUUCCUCCUGUUAUUGUUCAUCCAAAUCGUGCCAUCGCCUGUUUCUCUAUUGGUAUCAUUAUUAUGGGAGUAGGUGUUGGUGGUUUUAAAUCGAAUAUCUCACCUCUCAUUGCAGAACAAUGUGAGUUUAACGCAAUAGGUACUUGAGAACAAUUUGCUGACAUACGAUCCCAAGGUACUGAGAAUGUCAUGCGUGUCAAGACUCUCAAGAGUGGCGAACGAGUCAUCAUGGAUCCUACGGUUACCAUUUCACGCGUAUACUUAUAUUUCUACCUCAUGAUCAACGUUGGUUCAUUGGUUGGUUCUAUUUCAAUGGUUUAUGCUGAGAAAUAUGUUGGUUUCUGGCUGUCUUUUUUGUUGCCAACAUUUAUGCUUUGUAAGUUUGAGUAUACUUGCAAACAUUGUUCUGUUAUUGACCAUGCACAGGUCUUUGCCCAACAAUCACUUAUCUCUGCAGGAACAAAUACGUUCUAUACAAACCCCAAGGUUCAGUUAUCACAAAAGCAUACCAACUAUGGUCCCAUGCCCUCAGCCAACACUGGUCAUGGAAUCCAUUUACUCUCAGAAAGAACGUCCAAAAGCCAGGAUUUUGGGACGGCUCCAUGCCCUCAAAACUUGGUGAUAACAAACCGGCCUGGAUGACCUUUGACGACGCCUGGGUUGGCGAAGUCCGCCGUGGUCUUAUAGCUUGUAGAGUGUUCCUCUGGUAUCCUCUCUACUGGCUAGCCUACGGACAGAUGACCAACAAUCUCACCUCGCAAGCUGCAACCAUGCGUCUUCAAGGAGUCCCUAACGAUAUUGUUAACAACCUCAAUCCUAUCUUCAUCGUUGUUUUGAUCCCAGUUAUGGAUAGACUGGUAUACCCUGCCCUCCGAAAAGCACAUAUCAACCUCACCCCAAUCAAGAAAAUUACAAUGGGCUUCUUUUUAGCUAGUGCCGCAAUGAUAAGUGCCUGUGUCACCCAGUACUUCAUCUACAAGCUCCACCCCUGCGGAACCAGUCCCAAUGAGUGUGAUAUUGAGGGCGCAGAGGCUCCCAUGACUGUUUGGUAAGUUCUCCCAACCCAUACCAUACGGGAUUCAAUCUAACUUAUGGCGCAGGAUUCAGGUUGUCCCAUAUGGACUCAUCGGAGUUUCCGAGAUCAUGGCGUCCAUUACCUCCCUCGAAUAUGCAUACACCAAAGCUCCAGCAAACAUGAGAUCUAGUAUUCAAGCCUUCUCUCUAUUCAUGAAUGCCAUCUCUUCCGCACUCUCUCAAGCUCUCGUCGCCCUUGCCGAAGAUCCAUUAUUAGUUUGGAAUUACGGGGUGGUGGCUGUGAUUGCUGCUAUUGGAGGUAUUCUCUUUUAUGUCGAUAACAUGAAGAUUGACAAAGAAGAGGACGCUCUUAACCAACUGGGCCCUGCCAAGUUUGACGGAGAGUUCGUUCAGGAAGUUAACCGCAAAACUCAUGACCCAGAGAGCGUUGUUACAGCUCCAGUAGUAGAGAAGAGCGAGGUUUCCGAGAAGUCGUAGAAAUUUAUUAUAAUAGAGCAAGAAUAUUAU